GGCGCUGCGGAGGCGGUGACUCAAAUGUCUCUGGCACUCUCUCAUGUUAUUUUGUCAAAGCCAAAAUGGCUGACUGCAGGGGCGCGAGCGUGCACGGGCCCGGCACGCGCGGCUCAGCACAUGUGGGCGGGAAAAUGCUCCUGCGCGUCUACUCGGGUCUUUCCGGCAGCCUCCGGGGAGGCUGAACACGCGCCCAGCGCAGAGAAAAGAGUAGCGAAGCCGCCGGAGAAAGUGAGCCAAGCAUCGGCGAGGACGGCCGUGCGACCCGGGGACGUGUCUCGCUUGUUUUCCGUCGGGAAGACCGGGCUGUGUGAAGGACUGGCGGCUCCGGUACACAAGAAUGAGAGAGGCCCUUGAAAGGAGGGGCCGAAAACAUGAACGGGGCCGUGUACAUUUCGUUUUUUCAGGGGCAGCUGGAGUCUGUGCUGGAGCAGGUCGUUCAGUUCGCCGUCCAGGAAAUCAGCAAAACGGUGGGCUCCAGUCUGAACGCGCUGCUGCUGGAAACCGCCGUGAAAGAGCAGGAAAACCACCGGCUCCGGCUCCAGCUGCAGUCUCGGGAGAACCGGGACAACACCAGCGCCGCAGACGGCGGGGACUCAUCGCGGAAGAGGAGUGACGAGGCGGCGGAGAGCGGCAGGACAAAGCCCGAGCAGAGGAUUCACGCCCCCGGAGGACAGAGCACUGAGCCCCGCUGCUACACCGACACACGCCGCCUGGAACAGAGGGGACGAGUCGUAGGUCAGCUGAAGUCGGUCAUGGAGCAGGUCCUGAACUUUGCUGUGCGUGAGCUGACCAAGAUCGUGGAGGCGUCGUUUGACGACCUGCUGCUGGAGAUCACCAAGAUGGAGUGUGAGCAGAAGAUGCUGGAGGAGAGACUGCGCAGGAGUUCUGAUGCAGGGGGAGGAGAGAAGGGGAGAGGGGGAGGAGCCGGGGGGAGGAGAAGAGGGUCAGAGAACGACUCUGUAUCUCCCAGUGGCUCAGAGGACGCUCGAGAGGAGCACGCCGAGGUCACCAUGUCCAAAAAGACAACAGAGACGCAGGAGCGCCCCCCGGUGCUCUCAGUCUCUCAGGACUGGUUUCCAAUCCUGGACAAGGUCUUUGGUCAGAAAUGGUGCAGUGACGUCCUGCAGAUCAAAGAGCUGGGUGGGGAAGGAGGUGGAGGUGGGAGGCAUGAGCAAGGGGCGGAGCAUCUACCAGCUCCCUCAGUGACCCUGGAGCCCUCCCCCUCCUCCCCCCAGCAGGAUCCUCGCUGGACACCUCUGGAGGACAUGGAGGUCUUUUCUCCUGAUGCCGAUGUGGAACCCGCAGACAGUCGGAAGAGCAGUGCUACCAAUGCUACCGCUACCAACGCCAGUGCUACAAAUGCUACUGCUACCACCGCCAAUACUACCGCUACCAACGCUGAUGCUAAUGCUACCAACGCUGCCAGAUCCUCACCUGGCCCCUCGCCUGGCCCCCCUCUCAGCCCUGCAGGCUCGUCCGGGCAUCGCUCUUCAGCGUCGAUGCUUCAUCGUCUUCUGACACUGCCGUCUCAGCUGCUGGAGGACGCCGGUGAGGACGCCACUGCCCGGGACGUCCUCGCUGCUCUGGAGAACGAGGACACCAACAACUGCCGGGACGGAACUGAGCUGCCGGGCUCAACCAAGGAGGGGGAGGAGGAAGAGGAGGAGGAAGAGGAGGAUAAAGGGAGGAAGAAGAAGAGGCGGAGGGUGUGGUCAGAGUGUGACGAGUGUGGGCGGAGAUUCAGUCGCAUGUCUCUCCUGAAGGCUCACCGCCAAACCCACGUCGCUGAAACCGUCACCGACACCUCGUCCCCGUCGUCUCCUCCCGGCGUUGCCGCCACAGCUGGCGCCGCCGCCAACACGCCGCUAUGCUGCUCGGACUGCGGAAAGAGGUUCUCUUCAGUGACCCGCCUCCACAGCCAUGUCCACACCCAGCACCCCGCCCACCAGUCCUGAACCCGUCCAGUUCCACCAGGAAGAACUGGGCGCAGAUACAGGGUCAUCAGAGGACAUGCACCUUAGAACAAGGACUGAACCAGAACCAGAUCAAAAUCACAUCACAACCAGAACUAAAACCAGACUUCAACCAGAUCUCAGUCAGGACCAGAACAUGAUCUCAACCAGCAUUAAAACCAGGAUCAAAUCAUAACCAUGUCAAAAGCAGCACCUCAGAACUAGCUCACAACCAGAACCAAUUAAAUACCUGACCAGGACUAGAACAAGAACCACAUUGCUCUGCUAUCGUUGUCUGAAAGACGCAACCUGGACCAGGACCAGAUCACAACCUAAUCCUAAUCUCAGUCUCGUUGGAACGACCUCGUCCUUUCUCUCCAAUGUGACUCUGGUCACAAGGAGUGAUGAUGUGGCCACGCCCACUGUGGAGCAUCAAAGCAACACUUACAGCGACACCUUCUGGUUCAACCGGAACCACGCACACAAAAGGCCGAGCGAUGGGUCCAACCCUGGAGCGGAUCACCGGAGCGGACAUGUGUUCCUACAGGUCGAGGAGCGAGGUCACAUGUUUGAGGACAGGACACCAAGCUGCUGCUGGUGACCUUGCUGGUGAAGUCAGACAGACUCCGCCUACCUCGUUUCCUGUUUCCUAGUUGUAACAAUGUUUUGUUUUUAAUGUUGAACGUGAAAGAGCGAGGACGGCCAGUGACCUUUGACCUCUUUCACGUCUCUUUAUUUCUCCUCACUUCUGUGUUGUUGUUUUUUUUGAGUUUGAAAUUUUUCGACAAAGUCGUACAGGAAACCGUCGUCAUCAUCGCUGAAUGUGAAUCUCACAUUUUACUUUUCAGAAAACUGAUGAUGACAUGAAAAGAAGGGAAUGUGUCGUCCACACAAGAUGGCGGACGUCGCUAAACUGGACUCUUGCCGCUAAAGUGCUGAAAAAAGGCGUGUUCUAAGGCUACGAAUCGCUGACCAUUCUGAACUCGUACAAACGUACUUGUGGGUCGUUUCUUCUGUUUCUGUGAGUAAACACAGAAUCUUUAAUCCGGUUUGUGUGGAAGUCCAUUUCUGCCAAAACAAACAGAAAACGCCAAUAAUGCGAUAUUCGCUCAAAGUGUGCUUACUGACGCGAGCGUGGACAACGACAUGCAACGUUACGUCACUCGGAUUAUUCACUCAUGAAAACCUAAACCAGGGGUCAGUAAGGGGCGGACCACGGUCCGGACCCAGACUCUGUCCUCUCUGAUUGGCCAGUAAGUUAGCCAAUCCCAGGCAGAGUAGGACGGGCGUUCAUUGAACAGCGGUGAACAUGUGAGUCAGAACCAGACAGUGUGAGGUUGACAUCAAAAACUGGGCUUUUAAUCCGGAAGGAUUAAAGUUAUCUGACCGUUAUCUCACAGUUAUCUGACCGUUAUCUCACAGUUAUCGACCGUUAUCUCACAGUUAUCUGACCGUUAUCUCACCGUUAUCUCACAGUUAUCGACCGUUAUCUCACAGUUAUCUGACCGUUAUCUGACCGUUAUCUCACAGUUAUCGACCGUUAUCUCACAGUUAUCUGACCGUUAUCUCACAGUUAUCUGACCGUUAUCUGACCGUUAUCUCACAGUUAUCUGACCGUUAUCUGACCGUUAUCUGACCGUUAUCUCACAGUUAUCAACCGUUAUCUCACAGUUAUCUGACUGUUAUCUCACAGUUAUCUGACCGUUAUCUCACAGUUAUCUGACCGUUAUCUCACAGUUAUCUGACCGUUAUCUGACAGUUAUCUGACAGUUAUCUGACCGUUAUCUCACAGUUAUCUGACCGUUAUCUCACAGUUAUCUGACCGUUAUCUGACAAUUAUCUGACAGUUAUCUGACCGUUAUCUCACAGUUAUCUGACCGUUAUCUCACAGUUAUCUGACCGUUAUCUGACAGUUAUCUGACAGUUAUCUGACCGUUAUCUCACAGUUAUCUGACCGUUAUCUGACAGUUAUCUGACAGUUAUCUGACCGUUAUCUCACAGUUAUCUGACCGUUAUCUCACAGUUAUCUGACCGUUAUCUGACAAUUAUCUGACAGUUAUCUGACCGUUAUCUCACAGUUAUCUGACCGUUAUCUCACAGUUAUCUGACCGUUAUCUGACAGUUAUCUGACAGUUAUCUGACCGUUAUCUCACAGUUAUCUGACCGUUAUCAGACCACGUCUUUGAAAACUUGCUUGGUUGCACUUUUAAUUUCACAUACCUCAUUUUGGACGGACACAAACCUUGUUACCUCAGUGUUGUUUGACCACGGUCAGAGUUUGAUUUCACUGUUCUUGUUAUUAUUUCACAUGAAAACAUUGAGGCUCAAGUGUUUUUAACAAAGAGAAAAAAAUCUCACUUUUGCUUCUAUUUUUAUUUUGUGAGUUCUUUUUUGUUGCAUCUUGGCAGACGUGGGCUUCCGUAGUGAGCCAAAAAAAACACAGGAAAAGGGAGAUUUAAUUUUUAUAAAAGACAAAAAAGAUCAGUGUUUAAAAAAGAAUCAGAUCUUCAGUGGUGCAGUUUUUAACGUGGACCAAUCACAGCUGUGUUCGUUACAAACACACAAAUGCAUCUGGGUGAAAAAAUGCAAAAAGACUUAGAUUUAGGGAUUUCAUUUGUUGUUUUUUAAGAUACAGAUCGUUAGAAACAUUGAAUCAUGAAAAUGCUAAAAGCAAACGUGAAUCACGCCUGGAGUCUUCUCAAAUCUUCACACACACGUCAAAAACUAAAUUAUCUUUGGUUCUUUGCUGACACCAAUCAAUCAGAGAUGAAAGUCAGAAUUCUAAGAAAUACAACAAGACAAACAAGAACAUUUUAAAUCAUGAAGUCCUGGAAUGACUGGAAAGCUGCAGCUCCCUUUGUGGCACCGUGGUGCGUUGCAGUUGUAGUCAGACGUUCUGAGAUGGCUGCCACUGAUUUCACUUUAGUUUCACAGAACUGAAGAAAACAGAGAGAGUUUUAGAUUUUCCAUUAGUUUUUGUUUUUAUUUAGUUUUGACUUUUUGUUUUUAAAAUGAGGUUUGCUAGUUUUUAUUUUUUGUAAAAGUUUAUUUUUUAUUUGUUUUAGUGUAAUAUUUGCCAGGUGUAAGAUUCAAAAAGGUGACAAUUAGUCAAGGAAAAAAUAAAUACACUUCAAAUUAACCCAAAAAUCUAAUCACAGUUGUAGUUUAGUAAACCCAUGAUUGACUUUCUGUUAUCGUUGUUUUUAAACUGUUUUAGUUUUGGUUCACAGCAGUGACUGGGGUCAACUCAGAGGUCACGUCUCAGUUCUGACCUCUGACGUAAGUGUAGUGCAGCGUCUUCAAUAUUAACAAUUGUCAUAGUUCGUAAAUGUCCACAUGAUGAGGAUUUGGACCACGUGUGGGAAAACAAGAAAAUAAAAGAAUUCUGAGAUUUAAGUUACAAUUCAGACAUUUCUUUUAAUAUUAUUUUUUUCUUCUUUUUUUUUAUACAUCUCCCAAAAAAGUUGCUUAAAAAUGAUGCAGGAAAAGUACAAAAAAACCACAACAGAAAUUCAGUGUUUGUGAAUUUUUAUUUUAUUUUUUAAUCUUUUUUCAAACAGAUGCAUUUGUCUUUCUUUUUUUUCGUGACGCGUUGCGUCGUUGUCAGACAUCACACGUUGACUUCCUGUGAUGUGGGUGUAGUUAGUGGGUGGUGUGUGAUCAUUUCAAAGUUAAAGAUUACAGAAUCUCGCAGGAAGUCCAGAUGGUAAAGACGUUAACGCUGGAGUUCCUCAAGGAACAACAUCAGGACAACAGGGAUUUUACUUUUGUGUUUUAUUUGUUUCAAAUCACAGGGAAAUGUGAUGGUUUUUUUUUUAAUUCUAUGAUUAUUUUAUAUGAAAUCAGUUUUUAGUCCCUGUUUAAUCUCAAUGAACUGACUUGCCUGUGUUUUUGGAUUUGAUGCAAUACUUUUGAUAAAAUCAGCCCUCUUUUGUAACCCAGCACUCUAAAACAAACCUGGUUAAAAAAAACCUUCAAAAUAAAAGUGCUGUUGUGGAGCAAGGAGGGACCCGGGAAAAAAAAAUGGAAAAGCUCUUUUCCUGCGCCAAUGUGAAAAUGAUUUUUUUUUUACAUGAUGUGUUUGACGCUGAUAAUGAAGCUGCAGCGUCUGAAUGUUUGUUUUUAUCACCUGUUUUAGUCGAUUUGACCAGGUACUUUAUGUUCAAACAAAAACCAUUAAAUGUUCCCAACUUCA
Molecule: messenger RNA, 6150 nt
Organism: Solea solea (common sole)
Lineage: Eukaryota; Metazoa; Chordata; Actinopteri; Pleuronectiformes; Soleidae
Exons: 5
Coding region: 375-1958 (527 amino acids)
Source: RefSeq, a predicted model, not a curated record